Molecule: messenger RNA, 2517 nt
Organism: Melitaea cinxia (Glanville fritillary)
Lineage: Eukaryota; Metazoa; Arthropoda; Insecta; Lepidoptera; Nymphalidae
Gene: Tsr1
Product: pre-rRNA-processing protein TSR1 homolog
Exons: 8
Coding region: 106-2475 (789 amino acids)
Biological process (GO): ribosome biogenesis; endonucleolytic cleavage of tricistronic rRNA transcript (SSU-rRNA, 5.8S rRNA, LSU-rRNA); maturation of SSU-rRNA from tricistronic rRNA transcript (SSU-rRNA, 5.8S rRNA, LSU-rRNA)
Cellular component (GO): preribosome, small subunit precursor; nucleus
Molecular function (GO): GTP binding; U3 snoRNA binding; GTPase activity
Source: RefSeq, a predicted model, not a curated record
UUGUUUGUCAACUGUCAAUUAUAAAACACGUGAGUUGUGAUAAUUGUCAUUAUUGUUGAAAAAUAGUUAAAAGAUUUGUUUAUAUGCUAUUAAUUAUAUGAGAAAAUGCAGCAAGCUCAUCGAUCUGGAAAUUUAAAGCAGAGCAAUAAAGCUCACAAGUCUCGUCAUAGGUCUAAACGAGGCAUUUCCGCAGCAGUUAAAGGUAAAGUAAAUAUUAAGGAAAUUGUUCGACGAAAUCGCCAUAUAUUAAAAAAAGAUGAACGACGUCAUCAAGCUUUACAAAUUCGUAAAAAUAAACGCGAAGAAGUACUUUCGAAGAAACGUGCUCUCGGUGGGAACCGAAAUCCACCGUUUCUUGUGUGUGUCGUUCCGCUGAAUGCGCAGUUGGAUGUACAGUCCGCAUUGGCUAUAUUAAGAACAUGCUCUGAAGGAACUGUUGUCAGUCAGUCUCUGAGUGGUGUAUUACAUAUAGGGUUACCUAACUUCAAGCAGCGUUUUUCAUUUAUUUGCCCUGAAAUCGAAAAUGAAUUUGCUCUUCUUGAUGCUCUUAAAAUUGCAGAUACAGUUUUAUUUGUUAGUUCUGCUCUUGAUGAACCAGUUGAUGAGUGGGGAGAAAAAGCCUUAGCAUUGUCAAUGGCUCAGGGUAUGCCAACACCUAUUGUAGUAGCUAUGGACAUAGAAGGAGUACAUCCUAAGAAACGGACUAGUGAAAAACAAAAUGUACAAAAGCUUGUUUCAAAGUGGUUGCCAGAAGAAAAAAUUAUGCAAUUGGAUAAGAGCUCUGAUGGUUUAAAUGUGCUACGGAGAAUUGGUAAUCAAAAAAGAAAUGUUAUACAUCAUAGAGAAAAGAGACCUUAUUUGCUAGCUGAAGAUGUUGAGUAUGUGCCAGAUGCAGAAGGGGAGAGUGGUACACUUAAAAUAAGUGGUUACUUGCGUGGCAUGCCUUUGAAUGUAAAUGGCUUGGUUCAUAUAACUGGGUUAGGUGACUUUCAAAUGGUUAGAAUUGAUGGACUAGAUGACCCACAUCCUUUAAACUUAGGCAAAGAAAGUACAAAAACUGACACAAUGGAUGCUGAAGUCACUAAAGUAUCUGUGUUACAAGUAGCCGACCCAGGCAAACAAGAAUCCUUAGUAUCUGAAAAUAUUCCUGAUCCAAUGGAAGCAGAACAAACAUGGCCAACAGAGGAAGAAAUCAAACAAUCAAAUAUUGAAACAAAGAAAAAGAUUAAAAAAGUUCCAAAGGGUUGGUCUGACUAUCAGGCAGCUUGGAUUGUCGAGUCUGAUGUAGAAAGUGAUGGUUCUGAGGGAAGUGAGGAUGAAUGUGGUGAUGAUGAAGUCGAUGAUGAUGAAUUUAUGUCAUGUGAAGAAGAACAUUCAGACCAAGAAGCUAACAAGGAAGAUAAUGAUUUUGAAUCUGUCACAGAAUCAGUAGUUGGUCCAACCGAUGAAAAAUAUGAUGCUACAAUUGAUGCAUAUGAGGAACAUGAAAUGCUGAAGAAAUUAUUAGCUGCUAAGGAAGACCAACAGUUUCCAGAUGAAGUAGAUACACCACAAGAUGUACCAGCAAGGGAGAGAUUUAUGAGAUAUAGGGGUUUAGAGUCAUUUAGGACUUCGCCAUGGGAUCCUAAAGAAAAUCUCCCAGAGGAUUAUGCUAGAAUAUUCCAGUUCGAAAAUUAUGAAAGAACAAGGAGAAGAGUUUUUAAGGAGCUUGAAGAUAGUCUUGUUAAUAUGUAUGGCUUCUACAUAACUAUUCACGUGAAGAAUGUUCGACAAGAUUUAUGGAACGCGUUCCAUACAGCCAAUGCUAAUGCUCCACUAUCUGUUUUUGGCCUUUUACCACAUGAACAUAAAAUGUCAUUGAUGAAUGUAGUAUUAAAACGUACUGGAGCUAGUGAUGAGCCGAUAAAGAGCAAGGAAAGAUUAAUAUUCCAAGUGGGCUACAGAAGAUUUAUUGUCAAUCCAAUUUUUAGUCAGCAUACUAAUGGUAGUAAACAUAAGUAUGAGCGUUUCUUCCAGCCAGGAUCAACAUGUGUAGCAACAUUUUAUGCGCCCAUUCAAUUUAGUCCGUCAACAGUCCUAUGUUUCAAAGAAAAGAGGAAUACAAAAUUACAACUAGUUGCAUCUGGAGUUCUACUGUCAUGUAAUCCUGACAGACUUGUGAUAAAGAGGAUCGUUCUCUCUGGUCAUCCAUAUAAGGUUCACAAGAAGUCUGCAGUUAUCAGGUUUAUGUUCUUUAAUAGAGAUGAUGUGGUAUACUUCAAACCAUGCAAAUUGAGAACGAAGUAUGGACGUACUGGUCAUAUAAAGGAGCCUUUAGGAACUCAUGGCCAUAUGAAGUGUGCAUUUGACGGUCAGCUGAAAUCUCAAGACACAGUCCUUCUGAAUUUAUAUAAACGUAUUUUCCCGAAAUGGAACUACGAAAACUGUAUCGUUACAGACAGAGACGGAAAACAAAACGACGUUGCUAUGGAAUAAUGUAGAUACAUUUAAAAUAAAUUUAUAUUGUAUAUUUAAUUA